CGCGCACCCCCGGUUUGUGUAGAAGCGCCUCUGUGGAGGAAGAUAUCAUCUCAGCAGGCACUGAUUACAGCACAUCAGCAGCAGAAAGCAUCAUGGGAGGAGCAGUGGUUGACGACGCGCCUCCUGGAGUGAAGGCACCAGACGGUGGCUGGGGUUGGGCGGUGUUAGUCGGCGGCUUCGUCAUCACCGGCUUCUCUUACGCUUUCCCAAAAGCCGUCAGCGUCUUCUUUAAGGAGCUGAUCCGUGAGUUUGACGUUGGAUACAGUGACACGGCCUGGAUCUCGUCCAUACUGCUCGCCAUGCUGUACGGCACAGGUCCUCUGUGCAGCGUGAUGGUGAACAGGUUCGGCUGUCGGCCGGUGAUGAUGGUAGGAGGGCUCUUUGCCUCACUGGGAAUGAUUCUGGCCUCCUUCGCCACCAGCAUCAUCCACAUCUACCUUUGCACUGGAGUAAUUACAGGUCUUGGUCUGGCAUUGAACUUCCAGCCGUCUCUCAUCAUGCUGAAUCGAUACUUCAAUGAGAAGCGUCCUCUGGCUAAUGGCCUGGCGGCAGCAGGCAGUCCUGUGGCACUCUGCUGUCUCUCCCCUCUGGGACAGGUGCUCCAGUAUCAGUACGGCUGGAGGGGGGGCUUCCUCAUACUGGGAGGGCUUCUGCUGAACUGCUGUGCCUGUGCUGCCCUCAUGAGGCCUUUGUUGCCCCCUAAGAAGUCUCAAGAUCUGGAGCUGAGCGACCCCGCAGCUGUAGAGAUGGAGAAGAAGCCCCUGCCAAAGAAGAAGCUGUUGGAUUUCAGCGUGUUUAAAGAUAGAGGAUUCGUCAUUUACACCCUUGCUGCGUCCAUCAUGGUCCUGGGCUUGUUUGUGCCCCCUGUGUUUGUGGUAAACUACGCUAAAGGCCUCGGCAAUGAGGACACCAAGUCUGCUCUGCUGCUCACCAUCUUAGGAUUUAUUGACAUGUUUGCACGGCCCGCAUGUGGACUCUUAGCUGGCUUGAAGUGGGUACGGCCACGAGUUGUCUACCUCUUCAGCUUCGCCAUCAUCUUCAACGGGUGCACCGACCUCGUAGGAUCCCAGGCGACGGACUACACAGGUCUGGUGAUCUUCUGUAUCUUCUUCGGUAUGUCGUAUGGCAUGGUGGGAGCGCUGCAGUUUGAGGUCCUCAUGACCAUCGUGGGGACGGAGAAGUUCUCCAGCGCCAUCGGCCUGGUGCUGCUGAUGGAGGCUAUCGCUGUGCUGGUGGGACCUCCUGGAGCAGGUCGCCUCUUGGACUACACCCACCAGUACAUGCACGUCUUCCUGUUGGCGGGCAGCGAGGUCGUACUGUCAGCCUUCGUCAUUGCUUUGGGAAACUUCUUCUUCAUUAAAAAGAAGCCAAACGAGCCCGAGGCCAAGCUGGAGAUGGCCGUGACCGCUGCAGAGAGGGAUGGGCUGAACCCCGGACUGGAGAAAGAGGAAGGGGAGGAGGAUGAGGAAGGAGAGGAGGAGCUGAAGGGAAAAGAGAACGGGACGGCCGGUAAUCAUAAAGUGGAGGAGGACGUGGUGGAGGUGAAGGAGAACGGGAGCAUAGAAGAAGAGGAGAGCACAUCGAUAUGAAGCAAGACUGGGAACUAAGAGGACACUCAAGAAGAGAAGAGGAGGAUCUGUAGCAAAGAGAUCACCGAGGGAGUGAGGGGGAACAAUGUAGGAUAACAAAACAGGGUUCAUAUCGCUCUCUCAAUCAAAACUUUAGGUUGAUUUAAGGGAAAAGGCAGAGAGGGUCCAUUAUCAACAGGUUUAACCUGAAACUGUUAUAUUCAUAGACUACAUGAGAAGUUUCCACAGCCACUGUGACACUGCACUAUGCUUUCACUCCUAUUUAGAAAACGUGUCUUUGUCUGUUGCUAUCAAGGUGUUAUGGGGAGAUAAAUGACCUUAGGUGGAAAACUGGAGCAAAUGCUAAGAUCUUAACUCUAUCUAGGGCUAGCUUGUUGCAUCUAUAAUGUACUGUAGCUGUUAUAAGAACCAGUCUGUGAUAACAGCCAAUGAAGAACCAAACUUUAUAACAACAGAUGUGACAUGAAGAGCCUCCCUUAGAGGGUCUCAGUACAAACAAACCAGAACAAUGCAUUCAGCUUCAAACAUGCCACAAACUUGACUUUUCUGAGGAGGGGUUGAGUGAGGUACUCGUUAGUAGGAAGUGUUUUACCCACAGGCGAUCCAGGUCAGCUCGGGUUCAACUCCACUUUAAAAAAAAAAAACAACCCUGUGAGUUUAUGCUGCCUUAUCGUCUAUUUUAUUCUAACUGGAUCAGUAAAUCACAAAGUGAACAUCAUAACCAAAAAUUAGGGAUUGAGACCAUUUCAUCUCUGAAAAUAUGUUUGCUUUUGUGAUAAAUCGAGACAGAAGUGGGCUCAUGUUCUCAAACACUUCUAUGAAAUCUGACUAGACGCCCUCUGCUGGCUGUUACAAACACAACAGGUUGAAAUCACCUCUUCACUGGCUUCACUUUCCAAACACAGGAGGAUACUUUCACUUCUUAUUCACAGUCUAUGAUUAUAAAAGUGACAUAUUGAUGAUUCAUGUAUAUUACUGAGCUUUGAAGGAGUUGUGGUACGGUCUAGAUGCUGCAGUCAUGGUUUUGAGUGUAGAAACGCCACGUUACUGGCAACAAAUACCAGCUUUCUGAGGAAGCUACAUACACUGUAGUGCUGUUAGAACAAAGAUACAGAUUUUGAGUUUUGUGCACUUUUAAGCAUUGUUUUUAUCAUGCAAACUGUUUCUCUCCAUGUAGGACUUAAGCUAUUCUACAACCCUGAUUCCAACAAAAAAGUAGGGACACUGUGUGAAAUGUUCAUAACAGAAUUUGAUGGUUUGCAAAUUAUUUAAACUUUGACUGAAAAUAAUGAAAAGACAACAUGUCCAAUAUUAAAACUGAAAAGUUUUACUGUUUUAUGAAAAUGAUAUGCUCAUUUUAAAUUAGAUGCCAGCAACACAUUUCAAAAAGUUGGGACGGGCAUUUUCACAAUCGUGUUGCCUCACUUCUUCUUUUAACAACACUCUGUAAAUUUUUUGGGACCCAGGAGACCAGUUUCUUGUUUUUUUUUAAAGGAAACGCCUCAUUCCUGCCUGUUUUAGGAGUUCACCUGCUCAACACUUGCAUAGUGUAGUUAAAAACUGCAUUUGAAGAUGCAGUGAGCAAAUGUGAAAAGACUGAUAUUUAGGAGUUAUUUUGAGCCCAUACAGUGAUGUCCACUACAGAGUCAUGUCUGGUUUUAAUGCAGUGCUGCCUGAGGCCUGAAGAUCAGGUACUGUAGAUGAUGAAAUCCAUUAACUCUUUGUCUUUUCACUCUGGAACAUUAAUCUGAAACUGUUGAACUAUUUGCUUACGCAGUCUCUCACAGAGAGGUGAACUUCUUCCUAUCUUUCCUCCUGAGAGACAUGGGAUGUUUUCGAAACCGCCUGCUAUACUAGCAGUACGUUCUGAUUUGGCCAAAAUUCAGUAUGUAGUUUGUGAACAAUCAAAAUCUGCAGUAUGCCAAAACUCCCCGGAUGUUGUACUGAUUCAGGAAAAUUUCUCAGUAUGCGGUGGACCAGUCUCCCUCGCGUACUGUUUCCCACAAUGCACAGCGCUCAUUCUGCUUCUUCUUCUUUCCAUAUAUGGGGGGCACUCCGUUUUUAGGUACUGUGAUAAUCAUUAAAUCCAUAUAAACCACUUCUUAACUUUUUAAAUCAUAAGUGAUGCUAAAGAAGCAGUUUCACUAUCAGCCCGGCCGUUGUUUACCUCCGCUUUCCAAAACCAGAAAUCCAGCGACACCUGACUCAGCAUCCUGCAGAACAGAUCCAACAGAACAGUCAUACUACAUACUACCUUCAAACACAGUAUGCAGUAGGCAGUACGUACUGCAUACUACAUUUGUAGGUAGUAUGUAGUAGGCGGUUUCCAAAACAACCAGCCUCUCUGUAGUGUCCUUUUAAUACAUGUUACAAACCUGUUCAUAAUUAACCUCAUUAGUUGGGAGAUGUUCCUCCAGGUGUUACUUUUUAGCAUUACACAACUUUUCAGUGUUUUACUGUCCCUGUUCUAACUUUUUUGAAAACACGUUGCUGACAUUAGUUUUUAAAAUUAGCGUACAUUUUUCAUAAAACAAUAAAUCAUUCAGUUUAAACAUUUGAUAAAUGAUCAGCAAACCAUAAAAUUCUCUUUUCAUUCACAUAUUUUACACAGCGUGCCAACUUUGUUGAAUUGGGAUUGAAUGAUUUAUUCCCAGAGUGAUUUCAAAUAAUCUGACACAUGCACACACACACAAAACAUUCAAGGUCCACUGACUGGAAACUGCUUUCUACAUUCACUGGUUCAGACUGUUAUUAAGUGGACCUUGUGGAAUAUACUGUCAGGAUACUGCUUAAAGCUCAUAAAUGACUGAUACCUAUAUUUCAAGGAAUGCCCCACGUAUUUGCUGCACUUGUUUUUACUUAUGUCAAAUUAUUAUUUAUUGUUAUUUAAAGUGACAACAAAAUGAUAAAAUGUUUCAAGAAGCGGCUUCAGUAUUGAGAUACUUGAUAUUUAGGGACUCGACCCUCAUCUGCUCACAACAACAUGACAACUGUCGAGCCAGGGAUUUCUAAUAUGAAGGUGUAAGAGGAUUAUUUUGCAUUGUGGAAACAAGAUGUUGAGAUUGUUCCUGAAAUGCUUCUUUCAGCUGCAUUAUCUCUUUUUUUUAUGUCCUUCUUGAUGUAUCAAAUGUAUUCUGACUGUAUGGAUUUUAAAUCUUGACUUUAUUUGUACAUUUGGAUCCAGAAUGCCACUUUGGUCCCUUAAUACUUUCUGUAAAAGGUUGGCUUUGUUGCAGUUAUCAAUAAAAAAGUCAAGGUUUCUUCCACUGCUUGUCUCCGUCAGGGCUUUAAAAUGUUGGAACAUUUUCAGUCUUGAAUGCCUUGAUCGUGUUUGAAGUGUGCAACAUUUUGUCUUCCCCCAGUUUUUCCACCAGCACCAGCAGCUGUGUCUGUUCUCUCAUCGAAGAAAUCGACGAGGUGUCUCGGUCUUGUUGUGUGCGACUUUAAAGUGACUUCAUCCAAUUGAACUGAUAAACGUGUCGGGACACUGGAUUACACUUGGUUAAUCCGGCUGCUGUGUAUGCUCAGCUGAUGAAUGUAUUACAUGUCCCGUGGUGUCUUUACUGCUCUGUAGGUCAGCCUCAUGUUGUUACACUGACAUCUGUCUGUUGUUGGUUGGAUGCAGAAUGCUGUGAUAGACUGUGUGUCUGUUUUAACUCCACAGACCAAUAGCAGAGCAGGAACCACUUGCUCGGGUGAAGGAAUGUAACUUAUUCCAUUUUUGAGUGAUGUUUAACAGCACAGGCAUGUGAUGUCUGUUUUUUUCCCAAAUAAAUAUAUCUCCUGUUGAGAAAACAGAACAAAUCAAA
Notolabrus celidotus (New Zealand spotty) is the source of this 5398-nucleotide messenger RNA. RefSeq names its product monocarboxylate transporter 4-like. Lineage: Eukaryota; Metazoa; Chordata; Actinopteri; Labriformes; Labridae. The record is from RefSeq and is a predicted model, not a curated record. Gene Ontology annotation, cellular component: membrane. Bases 93 to 1589 code for a protein of 498 amino acids. Gene Ontology annotation, biological process: monocarboxylic acid transport; transmembrane transport. The transcript is spliced from 6 exons. Gene Ontology annotation, molecular function: monocarboxylic acid transmembrane transporter activity.